This is a messenger RNA of Ectocarpus sp. CCAP 1310/34, 372 nucleotides long. The record is from the annotation of a GenBank genome assembly. Lineage: Eukaryota; Phaeophyceae; Ectocarpales; Ectocarpaceae.
AUGGCUCUUAGCUCCUACUACAGUAGAUGGUGGUGGUUUGCGCUCACCGACACGGGGCAAAGAGCUUUUCGCCUCGCACGGCCCCGCGUUUGGCAAGAUGAACAUUACAACAUUACUUUUGCUGGGUUUUUGGUGCGACCGGCGCCGCUGUUGCUGUUCGCGCAGGGCGCAGAGCGGCCUCUAGUGCAGAACCCUUGGCCCGCGGACUUCAAGAGCCUGUUGCGGUCGUCGUGGCAGAGGGAUCCCGACAAACGCCCCUCCUUCCGGGAGAUACACGCGGUGCUAUCAGGCAUGUACAGCGAAAUGAACACGAAGAAGAAGGGAGGCUUCUUCGGCAAGAAGUAACGCUCCGACAAUGGCGACGGCGCGACG